Molecule: messenger RNA, 9323 nt
Organism: Dermacentor silvarum
Lineage: Eukaryota; Metazoa; Arthropoda; Arachnida; Ixodida; Ixodidae
Product: SPRY domain-containing protein 3
Exons: 10
Coding region: 180-1400 (406 amino acids)
Molecular function (GO): protein binding
Source: RefSeq, a predicted model, not a curated record
CCUUUGCAUUCUUUGCUUGUGCGGCUGUGCAGGCUGUGCGGUUUGUAUGAUCGCGUGCGGUUGCAUGUAAACGUUCGUAUUUGCGUGUUAUUUCUGCUUGAAUUUUCGCUGUGAUGUGAUCCCACAAGUAUUGCACCGUGGUUUCGCUCUGCUUGGAGCGAUCUGUGUUGGCGGCGGACAUGGAGCUGGGACACCGGGUACCCGCGACGGGCGAUACAGCCUUGAAGCCGAGUAUGGACAUGAGACAGCUCUUCGUCGACAACAUCACAGUCGAAGGUGACAUGUUAUGUUAUGAUGCCAUGUCUGAGGGCAGCCCCGGUUUGUAUGUUGGUGUGGAACCGGCAAGCCCAUCACGAGCCUACUUUGAGGUGGAGCUUCUCGGCAUGGGAACGGCCGACCUGGUGCUCGGAUUCCUCUGCCCCACUGGCGCUGGAAUUCACCAGUGGGACUCUGCACUGUCGCUUGCUUGCCGAAUCAGCCAGGGCAGGCUAUCGGAAUGUGAAAGCUACAUGCCUGGAGUGGCCUGCGGACCUGGUGACAGGGUUGGCUGCGGACUUUCUUUCGACCCUAAGGUGCGGUUCCGCAACUGGGGCACCGUCGUCACUUUCUUCGUCACCCAUAACGGCAAAGAGGUGGCGAGGUCCACUUCCCUGGUGUCUGGGCGUCUGCAUCCUGCCAUAGUGCUGCGCGAUCCGGGGCAGCAAGUUCGGCUACUGGGUGAGGGGCGACCUGCUUCGUCCUCGCUCACUGAGGAUGCCCUCAUGUGCGUCGACUCAAACGAGGAAGAGUGGCUACGGCUACAUGACGUCCACCUCAACGGACCUGUAUUGGAGUACUCGGGCCGCGGUACCAGCAUGGUGGACGUUGGCUUGGCACAGACACGAUGUCCGCUCAGUACCACGAACCACUACUUCGAGCUAGAAAUUCUCGACCCUGGCGAAAAGUGCUGCAUCGCCAUUGGCCUUGCCCACAGGGACUAUCCCAGGCACAGGCAUCCUGGCUGGAAUGAAGGGUCCAUCGCCUACCAUGCAGAUGAUGGCAAGAUUUUCGUUGGAAGUGGUGUGGGAUCAAGGUUUGGACCCAAGUGCCAGAAAGGGGACAUAAUGGGUUGUGGCAUCCUGUUUCCUCGUGAGUAUGUAGAACCCGAUGAGCCGAAUGGUGAUGCUGUGGACAACGACGACCAUUCCCGAGCCGAAGGGGACGACAACGACGAGUAUGACUUCAUGAAGUACGACGCACUUCCACUUGAAGGAACCCUAGUGCAGGUAUUCUUCACCCUGAACGGCGUCAACGUCGGUCGGCGAGAGGUGGCUAUGCCCCAAGGCGGUCUCUUUCCUACGGUGGGCAUGCUGAGUCGCAAGGAGAAAGUCAAGGUAGACUUGCACCCUCUCACAGGCUGAGAGGGUGCAACACCACCUCUUCAACCGUCGCUGCCGCAGCCGAGGAUUGCGUGCACUGGCAGCCAACACACAAAGUGAAUGUGCCCAUUGUACAUUGAGCCAAAGUACCGUGUGCUAUUUGGACUUGUUUUGGGGAAGCAAGCAGGGACUGUUUUUUUACUGCUCAGGGACGUGUGGUUCUUCUGUUGUCUUGUAACGUCCCAGAGAUGUGCUGAGCUGCGGGCUUGUUUGUGCACGUCAGCUGGCAUGAUUGAGACCGGCCAAAGCAGGACAUGCAUGCAAGGAAGGAAUGAAGUAUGACAACCGGUUGUGCCCUAUCUUCAAUUGACUGCUGUUGACCACGGUUAUAUGGGGUCCUUGAAAGAUGUUUUUGUCUUGCAAAAGAAUUACUUGAAUCAAAAUGUAUGGCUCUGUGGAUAGCCGCAUAACGAAUGUAGGCCUUCGGCUUCUGUGCCAAUCUAUAGGUGGUGUAGCGAGGUUGUUUUAGCGGCCAAGAGGCCAGACGUUCAGGUUAUUGCACUCAAAUGUGGAACACCAUCACUAGCUUGCAGAAGCGAAGUCUUGUGAGCGACGAGUGCAAGAAGCUAGGGCUGACUCAAGCUCUUUUGAAUAUAACAAGAUGCACAAGAAGAGCUGGAUCAGUCUCUUCAAUGACAGCACUAUGCAGAUUGUGUAUCUUGUAGGGAUGCACAAAACACAGGCUGAUGUUAUACACAGAUAUAUGGGACAUAGGCUACUGUGUCUGCACAAAUGUUACUAGAAAUCUUGGAGCCCGAGGGAGGGAAGAUGUGACCUGAUGCCACAGUUAAUUGUGAAACUAUACUCUAUUCCAUACAUAGCAGUCAACGCUGUGGAGGCUAGAGAGAAUUCUGGCAGUGGCUUCGUUCGCACUUAAAUUAGUUCAAUGUUUUUUUACCGCAACUGGUGCGCGAGUGUUUUUUAUAUAGGCUGAGUAUUGAAUUUAAUCCUUAGCAUUGAAGUUUUAAUCCUUAGAAACAAACACAUUGUGGUAUACGGCUGCUAAUGCAUUGUUUUAGAUCAUUUUUAUUUUUGUUGUUCUUUUCGUGUUUUUUUAUUUUCAACCCGUCGUAAGGAGCCUCACGUGCCUGCUUGCUUGAGCGAACGCUGUUGGCGCUCAGCAAAGGAUGGACGUUCCGAACUGCCCAGCGAAGCACAGACAGAACACGCGGAGUCAUAACUUUUCUUGACCGAACUUCUUACAUACUCGGACUUGCGUACUCCACAGCGUUGACUGCUCUGUAUGGAGCAGAGUAUAGUGGUGUUCAGCUGCUCAUUGAUUUCUAAUAUCCGCAUUGAGCUGCUUUCGUCGUCACAUUUUGCUAUGCUUCAUAGCAUUCUAGGCGUGUGGGGAAGUACACUUACAGAUUAUUGUGUAUGGUGAAAAAUUGCUAGUUGUCAAACCUUGUGCAUAAAAUGAAAAUCUUUAAUUAAUUUGACCAUGGUUGCUAAUACAGUGGUAGGCGAUGCACCUUUAGGUCGGAAAUUAUUACUACAGGGAGUAAAGAAAGUGGCAUUGCAUUUGUGUAAAUGGGGCAGUUUGUUCUAAGUGCUGAUCUGGUUCCUUUUUUCGCAAGAAGAGGUGCUGUUAUUGCACUUAGCUUCGGAGAGCCGCAAAGCUAGGCAACAGGCAUGCCUGCUCCUCUGCAUUUUUUUUAGUGAAUGGUGCAGCAAGAAGUAUGCAUUAGCCAUUCCGUAGGAAGUAACCUUGGCUGUGCUAUAGAAAUGUGCCUUUGCUACACACGUGCUGGCCCACUUGUUCUUGAAGGGUCACACGUAAAGACUGUGGCCACAGUAUGUUGCGUUUGAUAUGUUUGGGUGGCCAUGGUUAGUUGACCUCGCCAUCUGCGAAAUAUUUUGUGUCACACCGAGCCUCUCCGAAAUAACUACAGAACAAUAUCUUUCGAACGAAACAGUUAACAAUUAUUCUGCACCUAACUUUCAAAAACGUAACCGUGUUUAACUAUGAAGGCAGACGCUUGGAUUAUGUAUGACAUAAUAAUGGCCGCUUGCAAGAAGGCUUGUUCUGGCUCAUAAUCUGCAACAUAGGUCUACAACUGAUAAAUGUCACCCUGUUUUGCUUGUCAAGGGCUUUCGGCAGCUAAUCCUGAAGCAGAAAAAUUGACUGCAUUACCACUCCUAAUACUCCACAAAGGUUGAUGCUGUUGAAUAUGCUGAAGAUUGUUUUCGAAUGUGCAACUUUAUUGCCCCAAGUUAUAUUUGCCCUGUGGUUAGAGCCAUUAACUUGGGCUCUAAAUUUUGGCAACUGAUAAUGUACUUUUAAAGUUUAUUUUAUGUGUUAAAUGUUUUAUGUACUUAAGUUGUCAUCAGAAAAAAAAAAAAAGAAAUGGUUGUUUUGGUUUAAUUAGCACCAUUCACUAGCUAGAAGAAUAGUUUACUCAGCAAGUUGGUAUUCCAUUCUUGAGGCAAGCAGCACGAGAAGAAGCUACAUCAACUAAGCCCAGUCAGCUGGAGUCAUUCCUUGAUGUACAGUGGCUGAUGACAGCAGAGAUAGCCCAAACCUGUGAAUGUUCGUUUAGAGAAUUCAUUGUGCACUGCUGUUUGUGCAAAUGCGAUCAGCAAUGUAGCCACAACCAGGCUUAUUAUGCAAUUUCCAAUGUGCUUCCCUGCCUAGUUGCACAUCCUACACACACGUAAUGCGCUGCUUUGAAUGUUUAGAGGCAUCUGAUUCACGUGUCAGCUCAACUUGUUGAACCUUGUACAGGGUGGUUCAUAAUGCGAGAGGGAACACUUGAAUUGAGUUCCAAACCAAUUAAUGGUCAGUAUACUAAAUUAUGUAAGCAGCCUUUCCUAUGCAUCUAACUUGCCCUAACCAACAUGGCCGCACUCCAGCUAGUAGCACUGUUAAAGCUGACACAAGCAUUUUGAAAGCUUUGACAGUGCGGGUAAAAGAAUGCGGCACAAACGAUGUUACCAGCCUGCGUGUUGACACCUUAUGUUUGUACGCUUAGUUCUGCCGUCUUGGGUAGGUCGAAAGAGAUGUGUGGAAAAAAGUGCUCUUGCAGGUUUUGCAUAUUGUCAUUGCUUUAGAACUGAAAUCAAGAAAUUUGCCUUAAGGAAGUUUCUUCAAAAGAACUGCAUCGCAUACGUUGGCAAGUGGCAUUCGAACUUUGAUUAAUGCAGUAAUCGCCUGUGCAGCAUUACAGGAAGGUUUAAACUUGUAGCAGUCAAACCAAGGGGUCUAAACAUUGGCUCUGGCGACAUCCCUCGUUCAAUGACAGUUGAUCACUUCCUGUGCAGCAUUGUACUUAUAUAGCUAGUGGUUGCUAGCAACCUUGCUUCGGAGCUAGGACAAUGAGCUUUGUUUUUAAAAUUACAUUAACCCUAAUACGCACACCUCAUUGCACCCAUAGUUUAUACCAGCCGUGGAGUCCAGUGAGAUAUACUGUGCUGAUAGUGUGAUAGCAAUCUAUAAAAAAACCAGGACUAGUAUCAGAUAAUGGUUAAUUUUAUCUGCAAGUGUAAUGCCGUAGAAAAGUUAUGUUCAAGAAAAAAUUCCAUAGUUUUGACUUGAUAGGGGGAACCACCCCUCCAGAAGUUCAACGGUGGACUGCGGGCAUACCGUCAGUGAUGUCGUUCUCUCCGUCGCAGCCGAACAUGUGUGUAACCUCAUAAUUGAGAAAUGCUUUAAUGAACCCUCGGGAUUAACCCAGUGAGAAACACCGGGGCCGCGCGUUUUUCAGCUUUGCUGGUUAAACAUCUUCACAGAGUGGAAGGGCCGACGACUUUUUUUUUUUUUUUUUUUGCAAUAGUGCUUGAAUCAGCUAGCCACAUCAGCCAGUAAGCAGCGUUUUAUUAUCCUUAACUCCUUCCCUACCAUGGAAAAAAUGGGCGUUUUUUGUAGGUUAUGCCAGAUUUUUUUUUUUUAUGAAGGAACUAAUGCACUCUAUAUUUUAUGUAAUACAUAAACAAAAAGCAUAAUGAAGCCACGUUUCAUGCAUAAAGGUUUUAUUAACGAGAUGUAUGUCAUAAAAGGAUAUAAAUUGCCAAAAUCAAGAUUGUAGGAUAAAAUUUAGCAAAGUUUGUAAAGACGCGCUUGUAUGUACUGAGAAAAAAAUGUAACGAAAAUUAUGAGAUAUACAAAAUGUAUUGACAUCUAAUAGGCACUAUCUCAAAAAAAUCGUAAUUUUUCAUUGAACAGGUAUUCUACUACAAAUAUUUAACUGCAAGCACUGUAGUUGGGCGUGCCGGGCUGCGGCCACCAAUAUUCCGGGCUGUUUUGCGCCGUCGUCGCUCUCAGAGUCAAAGUCUGACGAAAAAGCAGCAUCCUCACACUCGCUGUUGCUCAAUCAAUAAAAUCGGCCGCAGACGCAGCAAAAUUACAAGAUCUGCAAUCUUCCGAAGCGCGCGCACCGCUCUCGGAGGCAGCCAUUUUUGCUGUCAACUUUGACGAUCAUAAACCUUCAGAGCGCAUUCAAAAAUUACCGCCUGGUGAGAAGAAAGCGAACUGCUUAGAAACUGAAUUAUAGUUUUCCUCCUCCACGUCCGAUAGCGCAGUGUGUCCGUGAGCUGCACGGAAGGUCUCGAAAGCAGCGUUUCAAACCAUCUAUAGCGGGCUAACAAUGCCCAAUGGGCGCGGUACAGAAAGAGUUAUAUUCACUUCAUUGUGAAUCACUGCUGGAAUGUUGAGAGAGAGAAACAUUCGUCCUGUGCGGAAGCGAGUACACCAGUCUGUCUUGUAUUGGAAAAGCUACCUAUUUUCGCAAACGUUGCAGAAUGCAAUUGCAUGUCACCCAGAGGUGCAGUUACGUUAGCUAUACCGUAGUCACACACAGCAUAAUAGCGCACUGUAGUGUCCCAACUUGAGAGCUUUUUGAUAUGGCUUGUCUCAUUCCAAGAAGCUUAUGCCUCGUUUUUCGUGAUGGUUUUAUGUCCUGAAUUAUACAGGCUGAAAGCAAUAUUGAUGGCAGAUUUGCUAGUUGAGGCCAAGAUGGAAUUUGAAACUGGUGGCUGGGGCUCGUUUCCUUUCCACAGAGGGUUGUGCCUCUCUCUAGUGGCAAAGUUUCUAGUCAUAGUUUUGAAGAGUCAAGUUGCAGUUCAAAAGGAACACAGCACAAGACCGCCCACUUGCUUCUUGACAGUGCUUUUCUGCUUCACCUAAACACUGUGCAAGUAAAAGUGGUGUUAACCGGUGAAAUACAUCCAUUGUGUGCGAGGAUGGCACCACCUUAUGGAGUGCCUCUCUCAUCUGCAACUCGAGUGUAUGCUUUGCCAGAACCGUGUGUGCCUUUCUCAGCUUAGCAAAAGCAGCAACAUAUUGUAUUUUCUUGUGCUGCUGCCGUGCUGCUGCCGUGCUGCAAGUUUAUUUUUGUCUGUGCAUUGCCACGUUUGUUCUUUCAUCGUCGGAGGUCGUGCUAUGCAGGUUUUGUAAGUCCCGUCUGCCACUGCACUAUGACGAGAUGCGGUAGCUGCGGUAUUGUGCAUUUAUUUCCAAAUGUGGCUGAGUGAUAUUGGUGCCCACACCUUCAUACGUGUUGGCUGUACUCUGUUUUGCAUACUUGGCAGGCAAAGCUGCAGAGGGUAAAGCAACUUUUUGCAGUGCGUGCAUUUGCGACAAAAAAAAAUAUUUAAAAAUAGGAAUGCGUUCCUAUUUCUUUAUUUUCCAUUCUUAAGAAUGCGAAAUAUGUCAAAACACUGGCAUGAGCAAGCGCGGCAGCAACAGCGAGCAAAGUGACCUUCGUGCCAUAUAUCGCUUCAAUGCAAACUGAGCGGCGAGAACAGAGCACGCACAAAGGUAUAAGCCGCCGUUGCACCUAGACUCAGCCCCCGACGCAGAUCGCUUUCAAGAUAAGGCAUGCGCGGCCGUGCGAUUCACAGUUGCUGCGCCACUUCCUUCCCCCCGCCGCCAUGUGCCCCCCGCCGCCAUGUGCGUGACAGAAUACAGCGUGUUUCCUCCCUAGAACGCAGGAGAUAGAGCCGCGAUCAUCGGCGCCGAAGGCAAAAAUGCGCCUGGAGUGUCCAUAUGAUUGCUAUCAGAAUAAAAGUAGGAGACACGCGGUACGAUUUGGCAUUUGAUAAGGCAUCCGAUACAAUCGUACCCUCCAAACGCCAUAUCAGACGCCGAAUCGUACCGUGUCUCACCUACUUCACGGUAGCAAGUUCAGGGUGCCUUGAUUACGUGGGAGAAAAAAAAAUCCAAAUUUUGACGACUAAAGUUGGGGGUGCAUUCAUUAUGCGAGUAAAUACGGUAUUAAGAAAUCAUUGCUUGGAGGACGUUGAAUGGGGUCUGAACCAAUUAACCAUGAAAUUUGAAGCGACAUGUUCUGUACAUUCAGAAUCUUUACGCAGCAUGCUAGUAUUCACGACCAAAACUUAGUGUGUUGCGUAUAGGGAGCGAAGAAUUUACAAACAGUACAAGUUCUGACAUGUUAGUGCCAUGUUUUAGUUCUGUUAAUGAAGAAAUUAUCCCACAGAACUUGUCGUGGACCAAAAACCAGUUCUCAGAACACUCGGGAGUGAUAAGGCAUCAGAUAUCUAUGACUUCACUGCAUGCAUAGCUUCUGCAAUGUUGCCUGCUAAGUAUGAAACGAAGUAUGCAGCCGUUUCUCUGUAGCUGCUUUCAAAUGCAUACCUCUGCAGCUCAUAACAGUACUUAGUGGGCACAUUGUUACAGCUGUGCUCUGCAACUUUGCUGAUGGUUGCUGCAUGCAUACAGCAUAUAAUUUAGGGGUGAAUGAGCCAGUGCUACAAGCAUCUGCUGCACCCUUUUUGGCAUUGCACAUUUGCACCAUGUACUUUUUCUAACAUUUGCUUCUAUGAAACUUUUGGUUGUGCACAUCACCUUGUUGGAUGCAGCCUCUAGUUGAAGUUUGUGGCCACUGCUUUAAAGUAAGAAGUGGGGAAAACAUCGUACAAUGCUGCAGUGUGGAAUACAAAGCAAACUGCUUUAACCCUGUAUGCACUGUUCGAAUGUUGCUUCUAUGUGAAAAUGUGUCGCCAUUGAAGCUCAUUCUAGAGGCGCUUGCACAUCAUACGUUAAGUCAAUGCGUUACAAUAUUUUCAAAACAAACUGUUUUUUGUGGGGCAGUCGAGAGAUUAGACUGACAGUGGCGCAUAUUACCGUUUGGGAUACCGGGGAUGUAGACUGGAGCAGCAGCACAGCUGGCACCAUCUUGCGACACCCAAGUGAAACAGGAGCACGCAGAACUAAUUUUCGCAGUGACUUACUGCCAGCAGUAAGUUUAAACUUACUGCCGACUAAGUUUUCCUUACUGCUGGCAUAACGGUGUUAGCAGCACAUAACCUUCAUGAAUGUAUUGUUGUUGUUGUUUUUCCUCGACUAGUGCAUCUCGGGUAAUAUAGAAAUGUUUUAAACACGUGGUUGAAUGCAGUGUCACAAAAUGUCGCCAGCCACACUGCUGCUCUAGAGUCUCUGUGUAUGGUUAGUGCUCAUGUUUACAUUUGCAAAAUUCAGGAAAUGGUAUUGUGAGUACACACUGAAUGUCUUUAAUGCCAACUCUCCUGUUCUGUAACUUUUGUGAGAUAUCGUUGAACUGCACAUUACAGAGAUUUUUGUUACGGGUUUUUGAAUAAGACACUUCAAUUUUCACUGCUAGCUGUACAUACAAUCAAGAACAAAAGUUUUGCAGACCAUGGUUGCCAUGGUAAAAAUGGGGACUUUUGCCUUGCCCAUAGUGCACGGCAAGAUACCUAAUGGUAGUCGAUAUUGCAUAUAAAGCUUCUGGCAAUUCUGGUCCACAAACUUUCGUCCCCAACUGUACAUUUAGUUCCGGCCAAUGCUUGGAGGUGCUGUUAAUUGCUGUGGCAAGACUUAAUUAGCUACCGCAUGUUGUUGACCAGUUUACAGUUAUUAGUUCUAGGGUUAUGCCAAUGUUAUUUUUUCCUUAUGCCAUAUUUUCUUAUUAAAGUGAACUAGCAAGUUAA